GGCGUUUGUCUCUCCUCUCCUUGUUCCCUGCUUCCCCUGUUGUUCUCUUUUCUUUGUCUCUUAACGUGACCUCGUAUUGUGUUUCUGUAGUCCUCACUGAUAAUCAUUAGCGCUCAACCUAACCUAGGUUACCUAAGGUCAACUUAACAAUUGUUUCGGCUCCAGGGACCCCCAGACCUCAGCAAACAUCCUCUUUGCUUUGAGGCUAGAAGUGUUUACUCUGCCAAAUGUCACAAACCUUAUCUAAAAUCGAAGAGACGCUUCUCAGUCACCUAAAGCUGUAACAAUAAUAUCUUUCUAGUUUUUCACCUUAUCUUUUGUUUUUCUGGAACUGAAAUAUUUCUGCCUUUUGCAAGCACUGACCUGCUACAUUCCUGGAAAGGCUGAUAAAUCCACGGUAUUUGAGUGACCAUUGAAUAGUCUUUAGUAAGGGCUUCUCCGGCUUUGCAUGCUGUCAUACAGAGAGACUGCAGAGCACUCUGAUGAGACAAGAGGCCGGUGCAUUAAAACCUCCAGUGGCGACAGAAAAGGUUGCAGGAAAGCUGAGUUCUACUCUCUCAUGGGUGAAGAGCGCGGUGUCCCACGGCGUCGGUCAAAUGGCUAGUCAGGUGGUCAGCCCGUCGGCCUCCUCGCUGCACACCACCUCCUCCUCCACCACGCUGUCCACGCCCGCGCUGUCGCCCUCCUCGCCCGCGCAGCUGAGCCCCGACGAGCUGGAGCUGCUCGCCAAGCUCGAGGAGCAGAACAGGCUCCUGGAGACGGACAGCAAGUCCCUGCGCUCGGUCAACGGCUCCCGCAGGAACAGCGGCUCCUCGCUGGUGUCCAGCUCCUCGGCCUCCAGCAACCUGGGCCACCUGGAGGAGGACUCCUGGAUCCUCUGGGGCCGCGUCGUCAACGAGUGGGAGGAAGUGCGCAAGAAGAAGGAGAAGCAGCUCAAGGAGCUCGUCAGGAAGGGGAUCCCCCACCACUUCAGGGCCAUCGUCUGGCAGCUGCUGUGCAACGCGCAGAGUAUGCCCAUCAAGGACCAGUACUCCGAGCUGCUGAAGAUGACAUCGCCCUGCGAGAAGCUCAUCCGCCGGGACAUCGCACGGACCUACCCCGAGCACGAGUUCUUCAAGGAGAAGGACAGCCUGGGGCAGGAGGUGCUCUUCAACGUCAUGAAGGCUUACUCCCUGGUUGACCGGGAGGUUGGCUACUGCCAAGGGAGUGCUUUCAUUGUCGGACUGCUGCUCAUGCAGAUGCCAGAAGAGGAAGCCUUCUGUGUGUUUGUGAAACUAAUGCAAGACUACCGGCUGAGAGAGCUCUUCAAACCCAGCAUGGCGGAGCUGGGGCUCUGCAUGUACCAGUUUGAGUGCAUGAUUCAGGAGCAGCUCCCUGAGCUGCACGUGCACUUCCAGGCCCAGAGCUUCCACACCUCCAUGUACGCCUCCUCCUGGUUUCUCACCAUCUUCCUCACUUCCUUCCCCCUGUCUGUGGCCACCAGGAUCUUUGACGUCUUCAUGUGUGAGGGUUUAGAGAUUGUGUUCCGUGUUGGAUUAGCUAUCCUGCAAAUGAAUCAAGCAGAACUAAUGCAGCUUGACAUGGAGGGAAUGUUACAGUACUUCCAGAAGGUCAUCCCGCACCAGCUGGACAGCGGGCCGGACAAGGUGAUCCAGGCUGCGUUUCAAGUCAAAUACAACGCCAAGAAAAUGAAGAAGUUAGAGAAGGAAUACACUACCAUAAAAACUAAGGAGAUGGAAGAACAAGUUGAGAUCAAGAGACUGCGCACGGAGAACCGACUGCUGAAGCAGCGCAUUGACACCCUGGAGAAAGAAAGUGCUUCCUUGGCAGAUAGAUUGAUCCAGGGACAAGUGACAAGGGCACAAGAGGCUGAGGAAAACUACCUCAUAAAACGGGAGCUGGCCACCGUCAAACAGCAGAGCGAUGAGGCCAGCGCUCAGCUGGAGCAGGCCCAGAGCACCAUCAGGGAGCUCCAGCAGCAGCACAGAGGGGUAAGGAGCCCCUCACCGGGGGGAGCGUGCACAGCCGUCGCCGUUUCCUCUGUCCCUCAGACACAGGGCCCGGAGAGCCGUCCUGAUCGGGGCUCUUCCUCUGCCCCUGGUCCGAGACGCGCUGCCCCGCCUAGAAGGGCAGAGCGGUUCGGUCCCCCUCCGGUGGUGAUGACGACAUCGGCACCGUCGCCUCCUCCGCUACUGGGGGGGUUGGUCAGCCCUGGUCCGGCGGAGCCUCGGUCUCCGUCUGACUCCGCUAAGCAGGCGGUUUCUGAAGCGACGGGGUCCUGUGGCUCCCGGGACGACGGCUGGCCAGUCGUGACCAGGGCAGAACCCGUUGACACCAGACUGAUCAAAGUUCGCACGUGUUCCUGGUCUUUUCAGACUGGGGAGGGAUGGGAGACUGACAGAGCCUGUCGCCCUAGGUUUCUCCAGGACCAGGUUGGGUCCCAGCUUUCACUUUGCCAGGUUGUUCAGGUGCAGGGUCAUAUAAUUCCCAGCACUGCGCUGCCCUCGACAGUGGAGUCGUCUCCCUCUCUGGCUCCUCGCGCGUGCGGCCCAGCAGUCCUGCUGUGGAGGGAGGCCGUGGCCUCAGGCUGGGGCUGCUGGGUUCUGGUUCCCAACGAGAUGUUUAUUAAAAUGUGUCGGAGGCGCGUGGGGGAGGACCGGUCCUCUGAAGGGUCAGAGGGCGGCUCCGGCCCCCGCGCGGCUCGCGGCGGGGCGGCUGUCGCUGAAGGCGGGCGGCCUGUGUUGCAGAGGCACCUGGCGCGGACGGCGGGCCGGUGGCGGGACAGCCCCAGGAAGAACGCCCUGAACGAGCUGCAGGAGGAGCUCAUGAGCGCGCGCCUGCGAGAGGCCGAGUCCCAGGCGGAGCUGAAGGAGACGAGGCAGAGGAUGAUGGAGCUGGAGACGCAGAAUCAGAUCAGCAGCAACCAUCUGCGCCGAGCGGAGCAGGAGCUGAGGAGCGUGAGGGAGAGAGUGCAGCUCCUGGGCACCCAGAACAAGGGCCUCCUGGCGCAGCUCCAGGAGCUCAGGAGGAAGCAGGCCGAGACCGAGUGCAAAAAUAAAGAGGAGGUGAUGGCCGUGCGGCUGCGCGAGGCAGACAACAUCGCCGCCAUGGCGGAGCUGCAGCAGCAGAUCGCCGAGCUGGAGAUCCAGAAGGAAGAAGGGAAGGUGCAGGGCCAGCUGAACAGCUCCGACUCCAGCCAGUACGUCCGGGAGCUGAAGGACCAGAUCGCGGAGCUGGAGCACGAGAUCCGCUGCUUACGAGGCCAGAGGGCCUUGUCCGGCCAACCCACUUUUGACGGGAUCCAUAUCGUCAACCACUACAUGGGGGACGACGAGUCCUACCACUCCUCGGACGAAGAGGGCCUGGCCGGGCCCGUCGGGCGGAGCGCGGCGGCCAGCGCGUCUCGGCCCUUCGAUCCCCGGCGGGACGUCCCCAGGAUCGUGCUGCGCGCCGACCUCGAAGACACGGACAGCGAGGACGACGAGGAGCCGCCGAGUCUGACUGUCCCUCCCGAGUCGUACUCCACCACCGUCUGACCGCUGCCCGGGGGCCUGCCUGCGCGUGGCUCGUCCUCCAGCCCGCAGGUGGAGAGGUAGAGUUCUGCCGCUGGGCGUCGGCCACAUCUGCUAAAACCGAGAGGCGUCGUCGAAGAGACCAGCGCGUACUUCUACAUUUUACUGUCCUUCCGAUUUUUUUAUUUUUCUGCCUGACUGUUGCCAAAACCGGUCUGUCGUUUGCGUUGUUGCCAGCUGAAAGCCCAGGACCGGUCAGCGAGAGGCGUGUUUGUCCAGAUCUCGUUCCGAGCUGGGAGCUGGGAGCUUUCCCGGGCGGGACAGGACACUGAGGGUCUGCAGACAGAGGAGCCCCCUGAGCUGCAGUACAGCUGGAAACUGUGUGCAAUAUUGUGUUUCAAUGCCCGGCAAGAACAAAUUUUUAAACCUAUCGGGGUUUCUGCGUUUCGAGCGGUGGUUUCAAUGGGGCAUCAGGGGCUGUCAGUGGUCAGUUACGGAUAAAGAAAAAAAAAGUCCUCUUUUUUUAAGAGCAGUUUGGGAGAGCAUGACCACAAGCCUGUUCAUCCUCACUACAGUGCUCAGUCAGACAUUAACCACACCGAUACAGAAUUGCCCAUGAGCAAACAGAAAUCAAAUAGGCUUCUUUAUUUUUUCCUGUGUGUGUUAGUGGUGAUAGCCAUGACAGUCGAGUAGUAUUUGUACCCGUGUGUAUAUGUAAACAGAUGUUCUGCUUUCCUUACUUUUUUGUCUUUGUAUUUUAACAUGGACUUGAAGAUCUGCCUUUUUUUUAUUGAUGUUGCGGGAGAUCUGCUCUUGGACAUCAAGUGCGUCGUUCAGAUGAAAUGGGUGCUUCACCUUCGAGUCGGGUGGGAGAAAUGUUUUUAAAGCACGUUAUUGAUGGACCUUCUCACCAAGAAUGUGUACAGGCAACAUCUGAGAGGCAGCAGAAAGAAAACGUGUGUGCUGUGUGUCUGGUCAGUUCCCUGAUCUGCCCGGCGUGAGGUGAAGGCUCUUCCUUGCCCGGUACUGCUUGCACUUCGCCUGCGGCAGUAUGACCAUUUGCUGUGACAGAAAGGGAAAUGCACAAUCAGAUCAAUCAGUGGUAGAACAAAUUACAAUUAAUAAAUACUGAAGAAACAACUUAGAAAUCCUAUUUAAUGUUUGUUUACCGAUGUAAAUAUUUUGUUAUUUUAUCUGUUGCUUGGGAAUCUCUUUUGAAUGCAAAUACGUGCAAACCGAAACAGUACAUUUACUGAUUAACCACAUUUCUAACUCUUUAAAGUGGGUGUUGUCCAUACAUAAUUGCUUUUAAAAAGGUUUUUUGUUUUUGUUUUUUUUUGCUCCUGGAAAGUCUGCGUCUGGGUCUCUUCGCUGUAGCUGUGAUCGCUGACAGGCUUUCCCGGACAGCAGGUGAUGUGCAGUGUUGUACGAUCGCAAGCCUCACUCCGCCUCACCCUGUGUUAGUCCUGCUGGGAUAAGCGUGCGCUUCUGACAGGCUCUCCCCCAGGAUGGCUUUCAAACAGCUCCGCUUCAGUGCGAACUCCGCUCUGCCCUUUUUUUUUUGUUAGUUGCGAAUAAACUCGCUCUUUUUCCGGCGCUCCAGAACUAUUUUGACAAAGUAAUAAUAAGCCCGGUCAGUUACCUUCAUCAUACUGGGUUGCAAAGACGACGCCGGAGCAAAAGUGUGUUUUUAAACCUUUCCGAUCUGCGGUCAGAGAGAUCGUUCAGAAUGCAAGAGAUUCAAACCGGUUCCAUGUGAUCUCCUUUGACUCCUCGCUCGAUCGGAAUGAACCAGGUUUCUUUCGCGGCUGGUGGUUGGUUUUCCAUUUUUUUUUUAGCACGGUGAGGUGAUGCGUAGCGAUGCGGUUGUGGCGAGAGGACUGGCGUGGCCGCCCCCUUCCUGUAGGGGUCGGUACUGCAGGGCACUGUGUCCGCCCGCAGUGCAGCACCAGACCAUCGGCACCAGCAGGACGAGGUCCUGCCACCCCUGUGGAGGUCAUGCCUGUCAGUUAACACUAGCUAAAAGUAUCAAAGUCUGCCAUCGAUGUCUAACAUCCUUUUACUGAAAAAAAAAACACUAUUGAGCUCUUAACUUGAAAUGUACAUGAUAUGUAUGUAUAUAAAAUAUGUUCGAAAUAAAAUUUUCAUGAUUUAAUAAAC
This is a messenger RNA of Lepisosteus oculatus (spotted gar), 5672 nucleotides long. NCBI's taxonomy places the organism in Eukaryota, Metazoa, Chordata, Actinopteri, Semionotiformes, Lepisosteidae. The record is from RefSeq and is a predicted model, not a curated record.